GAUCUGUCAUCGUCGGACCAUUCACUCACUGGCACCGCAGUUCCACACCGGUGUGACGAUAUUAUUGUGAGUCGUUCGAUUGGUUUUCUUGGAGUUUUUCGUCGCCGUAUAUUUCGUCUCGCAUCCGUUCCGUCAUUUUUCCCUCGCGUUCAAAAUGAUGAUCGCACAGUGUCUUCUGGUAGCCGGAAUCGCGGCUGUUGCGGUGUCUAUGCCAGUCACUCAGGAGGAGUAUGCCAGGUACAUAGCUCAACAGCAGACUGAAAAGGGCCAACCGAUCCGCAGACCCGUACUUCUGCAGGUGGUCCCGGCCGGCGGCGCAGCUUACCAACAACCGGCUGCGGCAUCACCGCGACCAGCUUACCAACAGCCAGCCGCUUACCAACCACAGCCCGCUGCUUACCAGCCACAGCCCGCCGCAUACCAACCACAGCCCGCCGCAUACCAACCGCAGCCCGCCGCGUACCAGUUACCUCAGACCUACCAGCAACCGGAAGAGUACCAACAACCGGAACAACAGUACCAGCCGUCUGCCCGACCACAAGCACCACGCCCAAAGGCCCUGACUAAGCCGAAGUAUCAGAACAAGCCCGAAAAACCGGAAGACGAGGAAAACGACAAUAACCCCAAUGCUCAGUACCAGUUUUCGUUCGACAUCAGCGACGACGAGUCAACCAACUACCACAACCGCAAAGAGCAGAGAGACGGUGAAAAGAUUUCUGGAAGUUACAGCGUCGUAGAUUCAGAUGGAUUUAUCCGUACAGUCACAUACACUGCCGAUCCCGAAGAGGGAUUCAAAGCCGAAGUUAGCCGAGAGCCGACCAACAUCCAUGUUAAGAUACCCACUCCAGCACCACAAACCGCAUCGCCAGCACCUCAAUACAGAUUGCCAGAAAGGAAGGCCCAGCAACCACAAUACAUAACAGUGCAGGCUAGCGAACCCGAAUCCGCGGCGCAACCGGCCGACCCGAUCUCCGGUUAUUAUCGCAGUCCUCCGCAACAGGUCAAGCAAGCGCCGGCCGCACACCGAUUCGCUGCACCCAGGCCGCAGGCCGGCCACAAAGCCAGCGCUUUGGGCUACGCAACGGCGCCGACCAACUCUCCGCCAAUCAUCUACCAAGCUUACGACCAGUAAACAAAACAUGCAUGACGUGCGGCCGCAGUGGACGGACGGCGGCGCGGUCGUCGUCGUCGUCGCUGCAUCUCAGACCCGGAACACGCGCGCCUCGGCGUCCCAACCGCAGUCGGCCAUCAAUCCGUCCCGGUCGGCGCUCAUGUCCAGACCGUACACGUAGUCGGAAUGGUUUUGGUGGCUCUGACUCGGUUCCGACGACACACCGUAAUCCCAUAUCCUAAAUACAUGAUUAUAAUAAUAAUGAUUGAUCGAAUUAUAUUAUAUUAUUAUACGCGCACGACAUAUUAUUAUUUUAUAAUAAUAUUAUAUUGAUUAUUAUUAGUGUUAUAGUAUUAAUUAAUUGUAAUGAUGAUAAUAUAAUAAUUGUACUGUAACGUGCGACGAUGGCAGCGUUCACAUUCCACUAUUUUUGUUUUCAUAAAUUUACGAAAUAUUUUUUAUUAUUAUUAUAGUAUUGUCUUAUAAAGAAAAAAAAAUAAAAUGUAAUUUUUUUGUA
This is a messenger RNA of Aphis gossypii (cotton aphid), 1628 nucleotides long. Its product is annotated as cuticle protein 19.8-like. Gene Ontology annotation, cellular component: extracellular matrix. Lineage: Eukaryota; Metazoa; Arthropoda; Insecta; Hemiptera; Aphididae. Bases 155 to 1132 code for a protein of 325 amino acids. The transcript has 5 exons. The record is from RefSeq and is a predicted model, not a curated record.